UCACCUUUCUUCCUCCUCUCUCUCUCUCUCUCCCCCUCUCCCUCCCUCUCUCUCUCUCUUACACGCACAAACACGCACCAGAUAAUGGACAAGAAACCGUGCAAUUCAUCUCAGGACCCAGAAGUGAGAAAAGGGCCUUGGACCAUGGAAGAAGACUUGAUCUUGAUCAACUAUAUUGCAAAUCAUGGUGAAGGAGUCUGGAACUCCUUAGCCAAGGCUGCUGGUCUUAAACGUACUGGGAAGAGUUGUCGGCUCCGGUGGCUAAACUAUCUUCGUCCUGAUGUUAGAAGAGGGAAUAUUACACCAGAGGAACAGCUUUUGAUCAUGGAGCUUCAUGCAAAGUGGGGAAACAGGUGGUCAAAGAUCGCAAAACAUCUACCAGGAAGAACUGAUAAUGAGAUCAAGAACUAUUGGAGGACUAGGAUUCAGAAGCACAUUAAGCAGGCAGAGAACUGCUCGCAACAACAUUCUCAAGUAAGUUCUGAGACAGCAGAUCAUCAGCAGGCCAGCAGCAGCCACGUGUCCAACACCAUGGCUGAUUCUCAGCCAAUGGACACGUACUCUCCGUCCUCCUUUAAUCAAGUGACUCUCACUGAUCAGCCCUUUCCAACGCAUCCAUUUUCCACCGUACUCGAUCAGUCCUCCAUUUGCACCAGUCACGAGACUAACUAUUGGAGUAUGGAGGAUCUCUGGUCUAAUAUGCAAAUACUUAAUGGGGAUUAAUUAAAUUAAUUAUUAUAUAUACAUAAUAAGUAAUAUAUAUUAAAAAGGUAUCUCUUUCUCAGCAUGUUUUAUUAGGCUUUUAUAUGUAUAUGCAGUCGGACGUUUGGUGUUUAACCUACCAUAUAUAUAUACAUAUAUAUUAAGAACCGUAUCGGUAUGGGCUGUAUAAUAGGAACUUAUUAUCUGCAUAUUGUCUUUUUUAUAUGUAGCAAAUCAGAUGAUGCGAGUUUGAGAGCCAUUAACCGUGAACUGGUUUGUAUAUUCUCCGUGGCAGGUGUGGUCUUAAUAUAGCAAAUCUUUUCAUUAUCUCAA
Molecule: messenger RNA, 1035 nt
Organism: Prosopis cineraria
Lineage: Eukaryota; Viridiplantae; Streptophyta; Magnoliopsida; Fabales; Fabaceae
Product: MYB-like transcription factor EOBII
Exons: 3
Coding region: 85-723 (212 amino acids)
Biological process (GO): regulation of DNA-templated transcription
Cellular component (GO): nucleus
Molecular function (GO): DNA-binding transcription factor activity; sequence-specific DNA binding
Source: RefSeq, a predicted model, not a curated record